Messenger RNA from Achroia grisella, 2362 nucleotides. It is a transcript of the gene AkhR, whose product is annotated as adipokinetic hormone/corazonin-related peptide receptor variant I. The transcript has 7 exons. The coding region runs from base 110 to 1306 and encodes 398 amino acids. Gene Ontology annotation, biological process: G protein-coupled receptor signaling pathway. Gene Ontology annotation, cellular component: membrane. The record is from RefSeq and is a predicted model, not a curated record. NCBI's taxonomy places the organism in Eukaryota, Metazoa, Arthropoda, Insecta, Lepidoptera, Pyralidae. Gene Ontology annotation, molecular function: adipokinetic hormone receptor activity; peptide binding; vasopressin receptor activity.
CAACGAAGUCGUCAUCCCUCAAGUCGAUAUGUAUUCAAUACGUACUAAUUUACAAGUAAAGAAUUAAUUGUUUAAUGUUAUCAGUGUUAAAUGACCACAGACUAUAAAAAUGAAUAUAGAUGAAAAACUGUCAGGGACGGGUGGGGCGUCGCAGAGAAAUUGGACUCAUUUGAACACCAGCAAUGAUGAGUUGCCUUUGGACAUGCGGUUUAAUCAUGGUCACAUGGUGUCUAUAACAGUGUAUAGUGUGUUAAUGGUGGUCUCCGCCACAGGGAACUUAACAGUGCUCUCACAAUUAGUGAAGAGGCGGAGAAUAGGUCGCGCGAGCAGACUUGACGUACUGUUAAUGCAUUUAGCUGUGGCCGAUCUUAUGGUGACAUUCCUGAUGAUGCCGCUGGAGAUUGCGUGGGCGGCAACGGUGCAGUGGCUGGCUGGAGAUCUACUCUGCCGCACCAUGAUGUUUACAAGGACAUUCGGCCUCUACCUCUCGAGUUUUGUACUCAUAUGUAUAGCUAUUGAUAGGUACUACGCAAUAUUAAAGCCGCUGAAUGUAACAUGGGAAGCUCGAGUCAAAAGAGCACUGUCCAUUGCCUGGGCGUGUGCCGGCCUCGCCAGCCUGCCGCAGAGCUUCAUUUUUCACGUUGAGGAACACCCUGACGUUAAAGGGUACUUCCAGUGCGUGUCAUACGGGUCGCUGCCUACUGAAGACCACGAAUUCGCGUACUUCCUGGUGAACAUGUUAUUGAUGUAUGUAGCACCACUCGUGUCAACGCUCUAUUGUUCCUCCGCCGCGCUAUUAGAAAUCAUCCGGAGAGCGAACACCGCCAAUGACAAAAUGCGUCGAAGCGGAGUUGGGAUCCUGGGUCGGGCGAGAGCUCGUACCCUCAAGAUGACGGUGACAAUCGUCCUCGUAUUCUUUACAUGUUGGUCACCAUAUUAUUGCUAUUGUUUGUGGUUCUGGAUAGACAAGGAUGCGCUGAAAGACGUGGACCCUGCAGUACAGAAAGCAAUGUGGCUGUUCUCAUGUACCAACUCCUGCGCAAACCCCAUAGUAUAUGGUGUCUUCAACAGGAACAGAUGGACGUGGCGGACUGGACUUAACACGAGAUGUCGAAAUGGCAACGUGCGCCGGGGUUCAAGACUUCCAUACUAUGGGGAAUCCAUGGAAAUAUCUGCAGCAACGCUAGCUCGAGCUCGCAGCUCGCUCCCCGAACGGAACAGCCAACGAGACUCGAAUGGUACUACACAGAAUGGAACUAAAAAGCACUUAAACAACAACAAUCAUGUUGACAAUGGUAUGGUUUAGUAUUUAAAACUAAUUCAAAAAAGAAAAGAAACGAGAGAAUAUCUUAUAUAACAGUUAUUCUCAAAUCGGUACAAAGAACCGUUAUAACGUUAAUUGAUACAAAUAACGAGUACGUUACUUCGGAAACGUGUUAUGACGUUGUCAAAUAUUUGUAAUGAAUGAAAUCAUAUUUUUAUACUGUAAAUUGAGUGGUGAAGUUCGCAUAAUUAUUAGUAGUCAUCAGAUUUAAAGUCAAUAUUUGUAGAUGUAAAUUUCUUAAACUAAUUGGUGUAAUAUAGGUUUUUUUGUAUAAAUAAAUUUGUAUAAAAGCUAGAUUUAGAAACUAAUUCCUAUUAGUUUGUUACGUCAAAAGAAUACGAUAUCAAAACAUUAUCAUAGUAAUGAGUUUUCCUGUGACCUUCAGUGCAAACAUACAUCUACGAUAUUUAUCAACAGUUCAUAAUAUAAAUUACUAAAAUUGUAAAGAAAGCUUUAAGCAUCAGUCUGGACGUAUAUUUAGUAUUUAAGUUUUUUUAUGAUUGUCGUUUAUUACUAUAAUUGUGCCAUGCCUUAUAAUUCAAUGUUGUAUGUAUACAUUCCUGUUUGUAAAUACAUAUUUCGUUUAAAUUAUCUUAACUUGUUACAUAGAUAUAUUUUAAUAUAGGAUACUCAUGUGUUAAGAUGGCAAGGAUUCAAUAACAUUCCAAUAAUCAUGACCUUAUGUUGAUAGUUCCUAAACGUUACAUAAUAACGUAAUAUUUUUUUAACUUAUAAGACUGACUGACAGACCAUAUUGAGGUGUAUUAAAUAUUGGAUUGAUGAAUGAACCAGACAGUUAAUUAUAUAACCUUCAAAAAUUACUAUAACGCCAUCUGUCUCGUCUUACUCUAACAGCUUGUGAUCCUUAAAAGGUUGUUUUUAUACUCCUGAAUACUUAUCUUCAUAAUAUGUAGGAUGUUUUUUGUUUUAUUAUUAAAUGUUGUCCCUUGGCUGUGAGGUGAUUGAGACUAAGUUGUAUGUUUUAAAAGAUUGAUUUUACCAAAUGUUAUAUGUUAAGGUUUUAAGUGAAAAGACAAA